GACGUCUUGGGCUUCGCCAUCUUUGGUCUCGCAGCUGUAAUUUGCUUCGGUUUCUCCGCCGCAUUUCACACGCUUCACGCUCACUCGUGCGACGUCUCAAAGCGAGCCAAUGCUUUGGACUACAUUGGCAUCGUCGUAAUGAUUUGGGGAUCUUUUCUGCCAGGUCUUCACUACGGCUUUCAGUGCCACCCGAAGCUUCAAGCAUUUUACGCGAGCAUGAUCACGGUUCUGUCCACCUUCGCUGGUGCAGUGGUCUUGUUACCCAAAUUCAAGACACCUGCCUAUCGGCCAUGGCGGACAUCUGUUUUCAUACUCCUAGGUUUGAGUGCCGUCUUUCCCGUCGCGCACGCAUGGGCUCUCUACGGCAUCGAGAUCCUUGCACGAACGAUGGGAAUAUAUUGGUUGAUAGCGAGUGGGGCCAUGUAUAUCAUCGGGGCUCUCCUAUACACUUUGAGGAUACCAGAGAGAUUCGCUCCCGGCAAGUUCGACUACAUUGGAGCAAGUCACCAGAUCUUUCACGUCUUCAUCCUAUUCGCAGCUUUGGCGCAUUAUGUGUGUAUACGAAGAGCGCACAGCUUCUGGAAGGUGGCAGCGUCGCUCUCCACAUCUACCACGCUGGAAGGUGUAUGCAGGGCUCUAGAAGAGUUGUAG
Molecule: messenger RNA, 651 nt
Organism: Ceraceosorus guamensis
Lineage: Eukaryota; Fungi; Basidiomycota; Exobasidiomycetes; Ceraceosorales; Ceraceosoraceae
Product: adipor-like receptor
Exons: 5
Cellular component (GO): membrane
Molecular function (GO): signaling receptor activity
Source: RefSeq, a predicted model, not a curated record